AUGUCAAAUGUGUCAAAGUGUCAACAAAGAGGAAAACUAGUUUAUCACAACCACCAGCAGGGAAAAACCAAAAAAAGGACCAGAAAACAGACGGAAACGCUGGAUUCGUUGUUUCAAGCCCGCCCAUCUGCUCACUUUUCUCGGUUGGUUCGGUGGACUGCGGCAACACUACAUCCACGUGCCUGCGACCGUAUGGUGUUUCUGCAAUGUGUGACCCCCUUGCAGUGCCUUCGGCGGGCAGGAUAAUACAGGACACCCAUCGCAGGAUCGUGCAACAUUCGUAGAGCUGUCGUCGGGGCCACAACGGUGCUUAGGAAAAUGCAAACAUAAAGUGGUGUGUGGUGUUUGGUGGUGUAGCACUGAUCCGGCAGAGAUUCGGACACCUUUGGGCACGGGAAAUAGGCCACAGUUGUAACAAAAAAAAGCUCCUCUAAUGUGAACACCAUCUCAAGACGACCUACCCCCUUCUGGUGACCUCCUCUGCAGUCAGGCCUUAAUCGAGCAGAAAACAGCGUCUUGCGCGUAUCUCGUCCUUGUCAGUAACCUCGCACGCACGCAUUCGAAAAUGUCCGGAAUGUAUGGUCACAGCCGUGAAGCGGUUCGGGUGAAAGUGAAGAAAUGUGAGAAAAACGUUCCAUCGGAAACGAGGAAGUUCAGCGUCGAUCCGCAGAUUACCAACCUCGAGGUGCUGUACUCGCUGCUGGCCAAAGCGUUCGAUUUGAAAACCGAUUUCGGCAUCAGCUACAAGGUGAUCGAAGCGAACGGACAGGAAAGCUAUCUCGUCGUACUGUCCGACUGGGAUCUGGAGGCCGCCUUCCUGCGGGCCCACAAUCAGUCGAUUGCCAGUAAAAGCGAACCGUGCCUGAACCUUCGCGUCGACAUUAAACCCUUCUCGGAGGCUUCGGAAUGGGACGGCAAUAGUACGGGCGGGGGACCGAGCAUACCGCGCGAGCUCGUCUCUUUGCAGCAGUCGAUCGGUGCCGGCCACAAGUACGUGCAGAACAAGCUGCCCGGCCUGAUCAUGAACCAGAUGGAGAAAACGUUCUCCAUGGUACAGCGAGCGUUCAACCUGGUCGAGGAUCCGUUGCUAACGCAACCAAUCAGGCCACCACUGUCGGAUGCCGAGUUUCGUAAGCUGCAAGAUUCGGUAGGUCAAAUAUUGGCCCCCGAGCAGUUGCGCAAGGUGAUCUAUCUCGGCGGAAUCGACCCCAGCCUGAGACGUGUCGUGUGGAAACACAUACUGAACGUGUACCCCGACGGCAUGACCGGCAGGGAGCGGAUGGAGUACAUGAAAAGGAAGUCAGCGGAAUAUUUUCGAUUGCGUGACGUGUGGCGCAGCACGAUGCAGCGCGGCAACAUUGUCGGUGAGCUGGCGUACGUUACAAGCAUGGUGCGGAAGGACGUCCUUCGCACCGAUCGGCUGCAUCCAUUCUACGCUGGCAGCGACGACAAUCAAAACAUUGCCGCCCUGUUCAAUGUGCUCACGACGUACGCGCUGAACCAUCCGGCGGUCAGCUACUGCCAGGGCAUGUCGGACAUUGCCUCGCCGCUGCUCGUAACGAUGGGCGACGAGGCGCAGGCCUACAUCUGCUUCUGCGCCAUCAUGGAGCGGUUGAGCUGUAACUUUAUGCUGGACGGGAUCGCGAUGACGCUCAAGUUUGCCCACCUGUCCGAAGCGCUGCAGUACUACGAUCCGGACUUUUUCGCCUACCUGAAGCACCACCAGGCGGACGAUUUGCUGUUCUGCUACCGCUGGCUGCUGCUCGAGAUGAAGCGCGAGUUUGCGUUCGACGAUGCGCUGCGCAUGCUGGAGGUGCUGUGGAGCUCGCUGCCACCGAUGGCACCGAAGGGCGAGCUGGCACUGUACGAGCGAGAGUACGAGCCGCCGGCACCGUCGGACGAGAGCGUCCAUCCACCGCCCAGCCAAAGCCCGUCGGUGAUGUUGCGAACGCCGCGCGAAAACCCCUACACGAAGGUGUGCGCCCUCCGGCGGCAAAGUUCGGCACUUUCGCUCAGCUCCUCCUGCUGCACCUCGACGAACCCGCUCGCCAAUCCGUCGAGCCGGUACGAUCGGUACGGUGGCGUUGGUGUGGGGGGGCGAUUGGAUGCGUCGCGCCGGCUCAACCUUAGCCUGGACGAGAACAUUACGCGCGAAAACAUUUACUCCACCAAGGUGGGCCACGUGCAGAAGGUUCACCAGAGCCUGGACGAGGCGAAGAUUGCGCUGGUGAAGCAGAGGAAAAUCGUCCGCAGCGUCGGGGACGAUGAUAACAUUCAGGAGGGAUUCGAAAUGACCCACUCGCUGGACCAGGGUGAGGACGAUAAUGCGACCGACGUGGAGGACAGUGUGUUCCAUUCGCCGCAGCAUCAGCUAAAAGCGAACAGCAGCAAAACGAAUCCCUUCAUCGAUGGGUCAAUGGAAAGCGUGUCGGCGCCAGAACCGCCGGCGGAAGAGUUGGAACGCCCCGCGGCGGAAGUGGUGACAGAAUUCAAACCAGAAUCCACAACACCCGGCACGAACAGCAGCAGUGCGGCUAGUAGUGUGCGAAACUCGCCAGUGAUAGGACGCAGCCGGAGCCUUUUCUCAACGUCGGCCGCAACGGGCAAAAUGAUCGCCCGCCAAUUAAGCAAUCAAAAGAAACACUUCACGGGCACUGCGGGCGGCGGUGGAACGGGAGGUGUGGGUCAUUUUCACGACCUGAAGGAAAAGCUUGCGGCAAGUCGGAAAGGCAUCUUUGCCUCGCUGGACAAAGCGCACAGCAUCGAGGGCGGUGGCGAGGGAGCCCCGGGUCGAGCCGGGAGCAAUCAGGUGGAAAAAUCGAAACCGAAGCUGGUGAAAAAUUUCAACGAGUUCCUUAACUUUGCCGCCAUGAACAAGAGCCGCAUCAGCGAUCGGCUGGUGACGAAAAAGAUGCUCACGAACGCGAGCGCCGUGGGAAGCAAUGCAAACAACAGCUGCUCGCUGGACUCAACGACCAGCAGCUACACGACGACGACGACCGGUGGCGGUGUGACGAGCGAAGUGUCGCGGGACGAUUCGACCGAAACGAUCGAGUACAACGAGCUGAAACCGAAGCCCGUUAUCAAGCUGACCAAAUCGUCGUUCGAUGAUUCCGACUCGUCCGCGACGAGUGUCGGCGUGGGGAUGGACUCGAUGGCCACAACGACGGCGCUUUCGCGCUCCAGCGACAAUAGCAGCUUUAUUGUGGACGAUAGCUCUGCCUCCGUGUCGCCGAUUCACAUCCGGCGGGAGGAACAGGAGCAACCGGCAGCAAACGAGGAUGUGGGGACGGAACACGCGAGCAUUGCGCCGGCAGUUCAUCGGCCGGUGGAGUUGUUUGUGGCGAGUGCUGGCACCGUAGCUGUUGCGCCGGUUGGGGACGGUAGCAGUCCGGACGAUUCGCAGGAAUACUUCCCAAUGACCACGUCUAUGACGCGAGAGUUGCGCAUGGAGCUGGAAAACCUCGAUCGGCAUGUGUUCGGUACGGAUUUCCACAGCAAGCAGCAGCGCUUCUAUACGCUUAACAGUUGCCUCGAUCUGGAAACGCCGCCCGAAAGCGGCGACUCCAUGGUGCCGUACUCCGACGGCCGACGGAUGCUUCCACUGGGCGUGGCGGCUGCAACCGCCUCCACUACCAUCGCGUACAGCAAGCUCGACAAUAAUGGCAGCCUGCCGCGAACGCUAGCCGCAACGAUGGAAAUUGAAUCAAUUGACGAAAUCUGUGAUCGUUCUCCGCUCGAGCAGGCGGGAGCGGAGGAAACGCGAGAAGACCGCGAGGUCGUGCGGUACCGGGAAAAGCCGGGCCGCCGGCGUACGGGGACAGGCGGUGCGACCGGCAGUGUGGUGAGCGAAAAUCGCGACAGCAAACGAAUCAGCACGUCCAGCGCAAACGUCAGCAGCGAUGUGUUUGUGUGGGAAAACCCGCUGCACCAGGAGUGUGGUGAUGAUGGCGAACCGGUAAGCCCGGUAUCGGGCGGUAUGAUUACCGGCGAGGUGACGCAGAUACAGCAGCGCACCGCUACCACCCCGGACGAACAUCCGGAGCUGGAGUACGAUGGGGAAAUUAUCGAAGAAACAACGCUGGGAAAGAAAUCCGUCACGCCGAUACGGUUGGUGCGGAAAAAUGGCGACCGGUCCGUACCGGGCUCGGCUCGAAACUCAAUGAUUCUGCCCGACUCUUCGGACUCUUCGGACGACUCGCCGCUCUCACGAUCGCCGGCUGCCGUUAAGUUUAAAUUCCACCCCAACAAUCCCUUCUUCGAUGCGGCCUCAAGCGCGAUCGAUAAUCGUCCGACGGCGCUGCUUCACCGACCCGUGAACGAUGGUGAUGGAGAGCUGCUGGAAGAGGGCACCGAAGCAUCCGUUGUAACUGGUAUGCCUAGCGCUAGCGAUAUCGCCUCCGAUCGGGAAGAUAUCGUAUCGAGGCAAACGCUAGCUUCACCGACAAUGAUCACCUCCCUUCCGCUGGAACCGAGCCCGCUCGAUGUGAACUUUGGUGAGGCUGGUGGUAGUAGUGCUGGUGGCCCCAUUCUAACAGCAGCAACCGCCAGCGCCGGUACCAUUCCGAGCAGCACGCUCCCAAGCAUGAAGGUGGCGGGUGUACUUCCACCACCGCAAGAGUUCGGCGGAGGCAAUCCGUUCCUGAUGUUCCUUUGCCUAACGAUACUGCUGCAGCAUCGCGACUACAUCAUGAAGACGGGCAUGGACUACAACGAGAUGGCGAUGCACUUCGACAAGAUGGUGCGCAAGCAUAAUGUGACGCGUGUGCUUAAUCAAGCUCGCCAGAUGUACGCCGAGUAUCGGCGGAUGUACCAGCAGCAACUAAUGGCGAGCAGCAGCAAUGCCGGCAAGGGCUCCGCCGGUCUUUCGAUGUCGAUGAUGGCAAACAGCUACCACGGGAGCCUGGGCGGUGGUAGCGUUACGGAUGCACUGGCACGGAAAGCAUCCGCACCGGAGGUUAGCUCGGCCCGAAGAAACACUGGCGGUGAUUUAACGCUCGUCACGUAAUUCGCGUGCAUGGAGGGUAAGAUGGUUUACAUAUUUCGAUUUUAAAACCUCUUUUAUUCGUGUGUGUUCCUUUUAUACAUAUAUACCUCUCUGGGUUUGGUAGUGGUAGGGGAAGAGGAAAUGUUUUACAAGACUUGUUACAAUGAGAUUUCAGUUAAGAUUAGGCUAACCGUACGAAGCAUAGCAUCGGAUGAGUUCAGAACUAUCCCCAUUAGACGGUAGAUAGUUGACUGAAUUUGCUAGCGAAUAGUCACCGAAUGAUGUUCCACGUGUACAGGGAUGCUGGCAUUUACACACAUAUGUAUUAUUUUAGUCUUUUUUAUCGAACUUAUUAUCUCUCUUUACCCCUACUAGAAAAGGAGUAUUUCGUUUGUUCAAUUUGUCUAAGUGCUUGGUUUUAUUUUCCCCAAAGGUUAUGGGAUAAGGCAAUAGAAUGCGUUCAAUUCUACGCGGGAAGAGUGGAUGGAGAUCGUGAUAUUUUAAUUAGAGAUACACUUAAUGCAACAACAAGCAAACAAAGAACACUAUCGUAAACGAUUCUAUAAGUAUAUAAGAACCGUUUUCAGCCGUUUGAGUUAGAAGAGGGUAAAAUAAGCGAACCUAAUCCCGGAACACAUUAAAUGGAAGCGCGGAUGGUUCCUAAAAAUGGCUUAAAUUCUCCAAUACAAACUCAAGCGUACACGGGAGGCAGCUUAAAACGGGGACACAUUAUUAGCCAGUUAAUCAAACAGUUCAAUAAUAAUAAUAAUAUGCCCGGUAUUUAUAGAUUACAACCAAACAACCAAGCACCCUUCUUCAACUGCCUGUACGCUUCUACUACUAUCAUUACUACUACUAUUACUACACUCGCUAUAUCCACCGAACACUUCCACUGGCACUUGCAGUAGGGAAGUCAUUACCUAUACCAAAAAGAAAAAGCAAAAGUUAAAGUUUGAGCAACCGAUAGCAUGAUUGCACGCCCAGAAACUGCAUUCGCGCAUAGAGCUAUUUACAAAGAAGGUACAGAAGGACAGAGUAGUAACGGCCGAAGAUAUUAGACACGCCUCUCCCGAGCAGAAAAAGCCUAUAUUACAACACGAAAGCCUGUAGAUAUAGAUAGAACUCGAUCCAAUUAUAAUAGCAAAGUGUAGCGUCCCUUGGCUCAUCCUUCAAUCCCUAUCAUUGCCCCUUGGCCGCAGCCAGAACUAUUUGUGCAAUGGAAAUGCCUCCAAUAAGAUACGAGGAACAGGGACAAGGAUACAUAUUAGUGCAGACACCUGUUUAGUGUGUGGCGUUAUCCUUUUUCCUCUCGAUGUGUUCUGUUCUGGGUAUUAUUGGAGUACUGUGCUCCGGGUGCUUUUAUUACUGCAACAAUGCAACCUUAAGCCUAGCGCCAUUACAGGGCUUUUCAGGGGUGUUCUGAUAGCUGUGGGAUACUUGCAUGACUAUUUCUGAUAGGAAAUCAACUGUAUAUGAUGGGAAUUGGACUCCAUGGCCAGACUCAUUGGAAAAUCCUAUAGGAUUCGUUCAUUUCGUUCAUUUCGUUUAAGACAGAGUCAUGAAAGUAUCCCACAACUAUGACAACCCCUGAAACCCCCCGUUACUCCACUGCAGCUAGAAGGUAAACAAUGCUCACAAAUUCUCCCCAAAAUCUGUGUGUGUGUGCUCUCUUUGUAGUGGCAUGUGUAUAUGUGUAUCGUUUAACAGGAUCCUUCUUUUUUUGACCGUGUGUGAUAGAACCGUGCGAACGGCGGGCUAGGUAGUGGCGAGGAUAGAAAACCCCACAUUCCACCAAUUGUUGUUGGCUAGUAUUUGUUGGAAAUAGUAUAACAAAAAAACAAUCAAUUACAUGUGUGUGUGUGCAGGCCCACGACAGGUGGCUCUUGGACGGGCAAAUACGGAAAGGAUAUACAGAAAACAAAUUGUAACACCACCUUUUAGUCGAGUCGGUUAGAAAAAGCGGGAGGGCAUCGAGGGCGAAUUUGUGGUGCCACACUAUCGUUUUAGCUUUUUCCUAUUUAAUCCAUUUUUUUAUUGAAAAAAACUCAUUCCACAGACACGCGACGAUCACGAUCUUUCGAAAGCAUAACCAUAUAUUUAUUCAAGCUGUUGUGGUACACGAUUUAACGACUUGCACAAAAAAAAUCGUCCCGUUUUAUCCACUUUUACGCGGCCUAUCGCAGCGAUCGUUUGGGAGAAAGUUCUUCAGCUAAACAAAAACAAAAAAUAAGAAAAUGAACUGCUAAAUAUUGAAAAUUAAUUUACCUAUGUCUAAAAUCAAGUACCGUAUCGCGCUCAAGGUAGCAUUUAUACAGCCACGAAGCGCAUGUAAAGGCGCCGAGCGGAGUUCGAUUCGCUUCUGAAUCGGACUAAACCCGGGCACUAAUACCGUGGUAUAACAUAAGUCUUAAUAAGCUUGUACACGAUUUCGGAGGAACUGAUCGACCGGUUAAACCUUUUUUUUUGUUUUCGUUACAUUCAAAAACAGAAACAUUCCGCUCUCUCUCUCCUUUACGGUCGGAGAAGAAGAGCAUUGGGAUGAAGCAGGUAAUAAAACGUAAUUAAAAAGUAUUAACGAAACUUUCGGCUGGAUCGGUGUCCCGAUCGCACCACACACACACACAUACAUACGAGCCCAGGCAUCUAUUUCUCUCACACAAUACCGUACUGCACAUGAAGAAUUGCAAUAAUAAAAGAAAAAGAAACAUAAUA
This is a messenger RNA of Anopheles coluzzii, 7699 nucleotides long. RefSeq lists its product as uncharacterized. Gene Ontology annotation, molecular function: GTPase activator activity. Gene Ontology annotation, cellular component: autophagosome. The record is from RefSeq and is a predicted model, not a curated record. The coding region runs from base 566 to 5008 and encodes 1480 amino acids. Lineage: Eukaryota; Metazoa; Arthropoda; Insecta; Diptera; Culicidae. The transcript has 3 exons. Gene Ontology annotation, biological process: activation of GTPase activity; regulation of autophagosome maturation.